AUGGCCUCUGUUGUGUGUAGCUUCGCAUUGCUAUCCGUGCUGACGCUGGCGAGUACCUGUGCGACAGCAAUUCCGGAAGGGCCCGCCGAGUCACUCCGCGUCGAUGUUGACCGGGUGCUGGCCACUUACUGGCGCGGCCGCGAAGGUUACAGCAUCUCCGCCAAGGAGCAGCGGCGGCUGGAUCGCGGCGCCAGGGGCACGAAACCCUCCACGUAUGGCGAGCUUACUGCAGCGGGUGUGAGGCUUCUGGCCGAGCAUUGGGGGCUGGACGACACGGAAGGGGCGCCUGGCAUCUUUGCAGACCUUGGCUGCGGGGUUGGGAAGAUGGUGGUGCAGGUCUACCUGGAGUGCCCCGGAGUGGGCCGAGCACUGGGCGUGGAGCUGUCGGCCACGCGCUGCCGGAGAGCGCGGCAGGCCUGGGAGGCGCUGCUCCUCAGUGACGAGGCCUUCGAGCUCCGCCAGCGGCUGCUGAAAGCAUCGGGGUGCGAGGAGGAGGCCAGCCCUGAGGACGAGGUGGAGUUCAUUCAAGGCGAUCUGUUGGAGGCAGACAUCAGCGAUGUCACGCACGUCUACCUCUCUUCGCUGUGCUUCGACGAAGCCACUCUUUUCGCGUCUGCCCAGAAGGUACAGCAGGAGGCGCGCCAGCUCCGAGGCGUCGCCUCGUUGCAGCCCUUGCCUUUGCUGAGAAAAGUGGGGGAGUUGCUGCUACCCAUGUCCUGGACAUCUCGAGGAGGUUUGGGCACCAUGGCCUACCUGUACGAAACCUAG
Molecule: messenger RNA, 768 nt
Organism: Symbiodinium sp. CCMP2456
Lineage: Eukaryota; Dinophyceae; Suessiales; Symbiodiniaceae
Source: the annotation of a GenBank genome assembly